AACCACCAAUGGCUGUUAUCCGUAAAGUGUUUCCUUGAUCUCAAGUCUCUUCAUAGACCUGCCGUUAAUGCGCCACUUUCUUGCCUCGGCGGGGUCCGUUUUCCGCACAUAUGCGACAGGUAGCAGCUCUUCACGAACAAGGCUUGGGCCGACGUUGAGCUUGGAGCAUUUUGUCCAAAGGUCUCGGGCUUUGGCAUUAUACAGACAUAUCCUCCGCGCAACUCGACGCAUUGCGGACCCGUCCACCCGAGCUGACACCCGCCGUUUUGCACGGCAAGAGUUUGAGAGAAACCGAGGGGUGACUGAUCUUGACCACAUCCGCUAUCUCCUCUCCACGGGCAAGACAGAAUGGGAGAGCAUGGAAAGGUAUAUUGACGGUCUGUAAAGCUAAAGAGACAAUUUUACCUUGCCCUCCGUGACCUUUCUCUCGUACUGUGCACGACCCUCUCAUAUCUGGGUUCUGUGCCUCUCCUCAUGUAGACUCCCCUCCCAACUUCGGGUAUAUCGUACAAUCAUCCAUC
Messenger RNA from Podospora pseudocomata, 521 nucleotides. RefSeq lists its product as uncharacterized. Gene Ontology annotation, cellular component: mitochondrion. The transcript is spliced from 3 exons. Lineage: Eukaryota; Fungi; Ascomycota; Sordariomycetes; Sordariales; Podosporaceae. Bases 68 to 385 code for a protein of 105 amino acids. The record is from RefSeq and is a predicted model, not a curated record.